Messenger RNA from Magnolia sinica, 396 nucleotides. RefSeq names its product serine/arginine-rich splicing factor SC35-like. Lineage: Eukaryota; Viridiplantae; Streptophyta; Magnoliopsida; Magnoliales; Magnoliaceae. Gene Ontology annotation, molecular function: RNA binding. The coding region runs from base 1 to 396 and encodes 131 amino acids. The transcript has a single exon. The record is from RefSeq and is a predicted model, not a curated record.
AUGGACGUCGUCAUGCCCAGAGAUAAAGAGAGUGGAGCCUUUCGUGGUUUUGCCCUUAUUCACAUGGAAAGCGAGGUUGAGCUCGCGCGAGCAGUCAGUAUGAUUCAUGGAUUGAGCUUCGGAGGUAAGAAGAUCCUAGUGCAACGAGCGCGGUAUGGUCCCAAUUUGAUAUCAUCUAAGCUCAGUCCUCCAAAGCAGGCCCCUACCAAAAACAUCGAUUCUAAUGCCUCCCAUCCUCUUAAAACUAGGCCAGUUUAUCGUCCGGUUUCUGAUCAGCCUAAGUCGUCCGUAGCACACUCGUUCAAAGACGCUCUCAUCCUUGGUGCGCCGGCUUUUUGCCCAGUUCUAUCACCUGAUGCUGAAAUAGGAGGGUUGAUGGAGAAUGGCGAGACCUGA